Messenger RNA from Scleropages formosus (Asian bonytongue), 1758 nucleotides. It is a transcript of the gene ccdc43, whose product is annotated as coiled-coil domain containing 43. The record is from RefSeq and is a predicted model, not a curated record. NCBI's taxonomy places the organism in Eukaryota, Metazoa, Chordata, Actinopteri, Osteoglossiformes, Osteoglossidae. Bases 52 to 699 code for a protein of 215 amino acids. The transcript is spliced from 5 exons.
CAGGCGAAUGCGACGGGCAGUCCUGCAUACCGUAGGACCCCGCAGGCAAAGAUGGCGGCCCCCGCAGAGGUGGCCGGGGAGUUCGAGCGCUGGUUGAACGGCCGUCUCGACUCAUUGGAAGUGGACCGGGACGUGUACGGGGUGUACAUACUCGGAGUGCUGCAGGAGGAGGAGAGUGACGAUGAGAAGAUGGACGCGUUGCAGGGCAUCCUCUCUGCCUUCCUGGAUGAGGAUUCCCUAGAAGACGUAUGCAAAGAAAUCGUCAGGCAGUGGGCCGAUAGUUCGGCUCUGUCGGCUGUCAAGAACUGCCAGUCGGAAGAUGAGGUGCAAGCCAUUGCGAACAUGAUUGAGAAGCAGGCGCAAAUUGUGGUGAAACAGAAAGAGGUGACCGAAGAUGAGAAGAAGAGGAAGGAGGCUCUACUUGCCCACUAUGGCAACAUCACAGAUGAAGAGGAUGAAGAUGGUGCCGAGGAACAAAGUGGAGCAGCUUGUACGUUCGGCGGGGACAAGUUGCUCUUCAAGAACACCAACAUGGAGGAUGUGCUCAACAAGAAGAAGCUGCAGCGGGAACAGGCUCGUGUCGAAGCUCAGAAGAAGAAGGAGCAGGACAAGAUACAGCGCGAGAAGGACAAAUUGCUGAAACAGGAGCGGAAAGACAGGGAGAAGAAACGCACACAGAAAGGAGAGCGCAAAAGAUAAAACUUUUUGGACAUCGUUUCGUCAAGUGUUUCUUUUUCUGGACAAGGAAAGCUGUGUUUUUCCUUCAGUCCUCGCAAGGCAUUGUUGCAAGUUAUAUUAACCAAUACAAAGUCUGUUGUGCGAGGCAUCGUUCACACAUUUUAAUUUUUUUUUCUUUUUUUUUUUCUUUUUUUUUUCUUUAUGGACAACUUUAAAUGCUUUGGUCAGAAAAUCAAUUUUGUAAUUGGAAAUUUCUACAGAAAUUUACGUGAAAUGGGUCAGUCCUCUGCAGCCACUGUUCGGAGUUCUGAAGACUGCUUAGUAGCAACUCAACUGAGUUUACUGUGACAACAAUUACUGGUCAAAAGUUGUGCAAAUACAUGUGUAACUUGUGCUUAUGUUGGAGCUUCUAUUAUAAAAAAUUGGAAUGGGGAAAAAUAUUGUACAUUUAGCUGCACAGUUAAAGUUGAAAUCAUAGCCUGCUUAAAUAACUACUAUUAAUUAGAUAGCCUGUUUUACAAACUAUUAAAUGAUGUGAUGUAAAAAUAAAAGUGUAAAGGUAGCGAUUGGAAAUGAGCUUAUUUUUAACUUCUGGGGGUUGUAGGGCAUUGUGUUCCUAAACAUGUUGGAGAAUAUAUCAGUGAGGUAACAUCAGGUAACCUGAUGCACUGUCCACGUAAGCACUUGAGUACAGCGGUACACACAGUAAACAGUACAACCUGGGGCACAUGGCAAUCAGUGACCUACCCGUGGUGUUAUUCACUAUACAGUAUUAACUGCGCUUUUCUGUUCUGUAUUUGAUCUCUUCAAAGCUUCCAAUUCUAACAGUUUAUGAUUUAAAGUUAUUACUGUUUUUAUGGUUUUGGCCUCAUUGUGUACUCAGUUUGCUUGAACUAUUCUGUCAGCCUUUUUUGUUCUUUUUUAAACAAAGUUACAUAAUUAGAUCUUUUGAUAGUGGAAUCGGAGGUACACAUUUUAAAAUGUAUUCUUAAUACAGUACAUCCAGAUCUCUCCUGACUAGCCUAGUGCCUAAUGAUGAUAGCGCGUAAGUACAGAAACAAACCCCCUAGCGUGUACUUC